Molecule: messenger RNA, 1588 nt
Organism: Meriones unguiculatus (Mongolian gerbil)
Lineage: Eukaryota; Metazoa; Chordata; Mammalia; Rodentia; Muridae
Gene: Cd40lg
Product: CD40 ligand
Exons: 5
Coding region: 68-850 (260 amino acids)
Biological process (GO): immune response
Cellular component (GO): membrane
Molecular function (GO): tumor necrosis factor receptor binding
Source: RefSeq, a predicted model, not a curated record
GACAGUCUUCUCAUGCUGCCUCUGCCACCUUCCUGGUCAGAAGACACCAUUUCACCGCUUACCCAGCAUGAUAGAAACAUACAGCCAAACUUCUCCCCGAUCGGUGCCUACUGGACUUCCCAGCAGCAUGAAAAUUUUUAUGUAUUUACUUACUGUUUUUCUUAUCACCCAGAUGAUUGGGUCGGCGCUUUAUGCUGUGUAUCUUCAUAGAAGAUUGGAUAAGGUCGAAGAGGAAAUAAGCCUUCAUGAAGAUUUUGUAUUCAUAAAGAUGCUACAGAGAUGCCAAAAAGGAGAAGGGCCCUUGUCCUUGCUGAACUGUGAGGGAAAGAGAAAGCAAUUUGAAGACCUUUUCAAGAGUAUAAUGUUAAACAAAGGAGAGAAAAAAGAAAACAGCUUUGAAAUGCAAAAAGGUGAUGAGGAUCCUCAAAUUGCAGCACAUGUUGUAAGCGAGGCCAACAAUAAAACAGCAUCUGCUCUACAGUGGGCCAAGAAAGGAUAUUACACCAUGAAAAGCAACUUGGUAACUCUUGAAAAUGGGAACCAGCUGACCGUUAAAAGACAAGGACCCUAUUAUGUCUACACCCAGGUGACCUUCUGUUCUAAUCGGGAACCUUCGAGUCAAGGUCCAUUUAUAGUCAACCUCUGGCUGAAGCACAGUGGUGGAUCUGAGAGAAUCUUACUCAGGGCGGCAAAUACCCACAGUUCCUCCAAGCCUUGCGAGCAACAGUCCGUUCACUUGGGAGGAGUCUUUGAAUUACAAGCGGGUGCCUCUGUGUUUGUCAAUGUGACUGAUGCAAGCCAAGUGAUCCACAGAGUCGGCUUCACAUCUUUUGGCUUACUCAAACUCUGAACAGUGUGCUGUCUUAGGCUGCAGCUGGUUGAUGCUGGCAGUCUUCCCUAUACGUCAAAGCAGUUAGGACCCACCCCCUCUUGAACUGCCUAUUUAUAACCCUAGGACCCUCCUCAUGGAGAACUAUUUAUUAUGUACCCCUAAGGCACAUAGAGGUGGAAUAAGAGAAUCGAGGGACAGGCAAAAUCCUAAGGGACCCUGCUCCCUAAGAGUUUAUAAUCUGAAACAGCAACCCCACUGAUGCAGACAACCAGAAAGCCCUAGGAAAUGAUAAAGCCACAAUGUUCAGUUGAUAGAGCUUUGACGAAACAGCAGAUAAUUAAUCAAGCUCAGUUUUGUUGCUUUAUGAGUGUGUCUUUCGGUGGACAGUGAGUGUAUUUGACUAACCAGGAAUGAUGCAGAAGGGCAACUGUGAGUCCUGGAUCACAAUCUGUUAUGGUUGACUGGCUCCAAUAGGCCAGUUUCUAAAGUCUCCCAGGGAGAACUAAGAAACUCUGCCUUCACCUUCUCCCCAGUACCCCAGUACUCACGCUUUCAAUCUCUCUCUCUCUCUCCCCCAUCCCUCUUUAUCUUCCUUUUCGCCUUCCCUCCCCCCACCCCAGAGUCAGGCUGCUGCUGACUGGUUCUCUCAUUAUCUACCCUGUCUCUUUUUAUAGCACAGGGCAGUGUAGAUAGCAGCUCCUGGCCUGCCCAUUCCUCAUGAUGGAUUUGGAAUGACUGUAUUUAAAGAGAUCUGCU